This is a messenger RNA of Chenopodium quinoa (quinoa), 734 nucleotides long. RefSeq lists its product as uncharacterized. Lineage: Eukaryota; Viridiplantae; Streptophyta; Magnoliopsida; Caryophyllales; Amaranthaceae. The transcript is spliced from 4 exons. The record is from RefSeq and is a predicted model, not a curated record. Bases 41 to 574 code for a protein of 177 amino acids.
UGUUGCAUUAGGAAAUGUAAUCUCCAAAGACGGAUCAAAGAUGAAGGAAACCAAUAAGAGUAUUCUUCCUGCCGAAUCCAAAGAAGUUACCAAGAAAAUGUCAGAAGUUAAGAAGCAAGAACAUCAGCGCUGUAUUUCUGGUUUGGUUGGAAAUUGCAGCUUUAAGAAUUCAAAGUCUGAUGCUAAUAAACAGGAAAAAGAGACUGAAGCUGUCAAUCUUGAUAUGAAGUCAUUGUCCCUUGAAGAAUUUCCACAGGACACUGGACCUAAAUUAGCUGAAGGAAGGGAACCCAAAUCCAAAUCCAAAUCCAAAACGCACGGAAAGAUCAAUCCUACAGAAGAUGAUGGUUCUCUUAUCCAGGGUGAAAAGGCUUUAGCUUCAGCUGAUAAAUCUUCGGGUUCAGAGAAGCAGAAAGAUCCUGAAGUGACCAGUUUCUUGCUUUGCAACCGGGUCAGAGUUUACACCUAUGUUCCAGAAAUAGCUAAUCUUCCCAAAGGGGUUACUGUGCUGCAAGUUUGUGAGAACAAAUGGGUUGCUGUUAGCCUGGAUUUCCCAAACGAGAAAGGCAACUAAUGAAGUAAUGGUGAAUUUAUAUUGUGUAACUUAUAUUUUUAUCUGGGAAUCAGUUAGAUCUUAGAUAUUCUUUCUUUAACAGACAUCUGAUUGAAAAAAGACAUUGAGACUUGUUUGUAACGUUUAAUGAAGGACCAGGUGUGAACCUUAUUUUCUCUGA